Molecule: messenger RNA, 4115 nt
Organism: Penaeus indicus
Lineage: Eukaryota; Metazoa; Arthropoda; Malacostraca; Decapoda; Penaeidae
Gene: Septin1
Product: septin-2B-like
Exons: 10
Coding region: 136-1254 (372 amino acids)
Biological process (GO): cytoskeleton-dependent cytokinesis; cell division; intracellular protein localization
Cellular component (GO): septin ring; synaptic vesicle; microtubule cytoskeleton
Molecular function (GO): GTPase activity; molecular adaptor activity; GTP binding
Source: RefSeq, a predicted model, not a curated record
AACGAGGCCUCCAGCGCCUCGCCUGACUCCGACUCGCGACCCGUUUGUCAACAAAAGCGAGGAGCUGCGAGGGAGUCAUCGACGGCGAAUCCUACCCUUCGGCUGCGCUCUCCACGCCCUCCCCUUCCUCCCACCAUGUCUACUGACACGUUCAGCAAUCCAGACAUGCCUGGGUACGUAGGCUUCGCCAAUCUCCCCAACCAAAUUCACAGAAAGUCUGUCAAGCGUGGCUUUGAAUUCACGCUGAUGGUUGUUGGUGAGAGCGGCCUUGGCAAGUCAACGCUGAUCAACACCCUCUUCCUUACCGAUCUGUAUCCUGAUCGUGUUAUGCCCUCAGCUCAAGAAUGCAUCGAGAAGACUGUCAAGAUAGACGUGUCAACUGUAGAGAUUGAAGAGAGAGGCGUAAAGGUGCGACUGACGGUUGUUGAUACUCCAGGUUAUGGAGAUGCCAUUGACAACACUGACUGCUUCCAGUCCAUCAUCAGUUAUAUCAAUGACCAGUUUGAGCGCUACCUGCAGGAUGAGUCUGGCCUCAACCGUCGCCACAUUGUUGACAACAGAGUACAUUGCUGCUUCUACUUCAUCAAUCCUGCUGGCCACGGGUUAAAGCCCUUGGACAUCCAGUUCAUGAAGCAACUCCACAACAAGGUCAACAUUGUUCCCGUCAUUGCCAAGGCUGAUACCCUUACCAAGCAAGAGGUGGCUAAACUGAAACGAAAGGUAUUGGAUGAGAUAGAAGAGAAUGGAAUCCACAUUUAUCCACUCCCAGACUGUGACACGGAUGAGGAGGAGGAUUAUAAGGAGCAGGUGCGAUUACUGAAGGAGGCCGUGCCCUUCGCAGUGGUGGGCUCCACAACCGUGCUGGAUGUGGGUGGCAAGAAAGUCCGAGGGCGGCAGUACCCUUGGGGUGUCAUCGAGGUGGAGAAUCCCAAUCACUGUGACUUCAUUAAACUCCGUUGUCUAUUAGGCACCCAUAUGCAGGACCUAACAGAAGUCACGCAAGAUGUACACUAUGAGAACUACCGGUCAGAAAGGCUGGCAAAGGGUGGGUCAGCUCCCCUGACAGCAAGUGCUGCUGCUAACACCAAUGCUAACUCUGUUGCAGCUCCACCAAAAAAACAGUCGCCAACAGCAAUGGUGAGUGGUCCAGACAAGGAGCGAAUGGCCAUGGAGCUGCAGGAGAAGGAGGCUCAGAUCCGAAAGAUGCAGGAGAUGAUGGCCAGGAUGCAGGCCCAACUCCAGGACAAAAAAUAAACUCUAGGCUGUAUAGGAGGAAUGUUUCAAACUGCAAAUCAAAUUUAAUAUGUAUAAGAUUUUUUUUUUUUUUCCCCCCUUUUUUUUUCUCUCCAGAAGUUGAGAGAUGAAUAUGGUACUUCUCUUUUUUAUUUCUUUGUUUUCAAAUUAUUAUUAUUGUUUAAUCAAUUAUUAUUUUGUUAUUUUAAAGUAAUUUCUAUAAGUGAUUUGUUUUUUCCAAUUUUACAAUGUACUUAGGCCUCCUAGGAGACUUACCUCGGAACGGCUGGGAGUUGGGUAGUUUUGUAAGUCCAGACAACGAGAAAAGAACAUUCAUUGCCAAGUGAUUAGAGAUGGCAUAGUUUUUCACUUAUGUUAUUAUUAAUCUGAAGAAAUUAGUUGUAGUUAUAUCAUUUUAUUUUACUUUUUUUAAAGGGAAAUCCAAAACUUUUUUUUUUUUUCUUAAUUCUUUUUUAUAAAUAUAAAAACAGAACAAAGGUUGCUAAAGGUUAGCUUAUAAACAAACACAGAAUGUACCUAGUUAUCGUUCUGAUUAAGCAAUUUGUGCAUGUCUCUUCGGUUGUCCCUCACUCACGGUGGGGAAGGUUGAUAACCUCUUUAGUUAUAGGCUUCCAUAUUUUGUAACAGGCAUAUGUAGUUUAUUUUACAAAUUAUGAAACGCAACAAACAUUGGUGUUUUAAUUAUUUAUUUAUAUAAAGUUUUUUGUUUUUUGUUUUUGAUUUGACAAACUUUAGGGAGUCCCUGUAGCAAGUAGAAAAGUCAUGUUUAGCUUUUUUUUCUUCUUUCUUUCUUUCUUUCCUUUUCUUAUUCUUUUUUUCCCCCUCUUUACUCAGUAUAACUUAUAGACAUUUUUAGGCAUAAGAUUUAUUUGUUUCUCAUGUUGCCCCAACCUACCCCGUUCAACCCACACAGCUAUUGAUUCUCUCUCUCUCUCUCUCUCUCUCUCUCUCUCUCUCUCUCUCUCUCUCUCUCUCUCUCUCUCUCUCUCUCUCUCUCUCUCUCUCUCUCUUUCUCUCUUUCCCAGCCCCCCUCUCCUAUGUCUUUUCCACCACCGUCUUGAUAUUCCUUUUUCCAAAUCUCUCUACUUCUGUCCUAUAUUCCUAUUUAUCUUCAUUUCUUGCAGUACAAUACCCAGAACAACCCCCCCCCCCCUCCUCCACAACACAUUCAGUCACUUCCCACCAAAGUGUAUAAUAUUUAGAAUCCAUAGAUCAGUAAGAAUUAGUGUAACAUUUGAAUUUAGUUUUGUAGUUUAAUGCCAAUUAGUGUUAAGUUAUUUUUUUAUGAUCUAGUCUUCCAUCCUUUUUGCUGGCCCCCUAUUGACAAAAGAAAAGAUUAUUAUGAUUUUCAUAAUCUGUGCGGAAGGCAGUUCAUUUAGUUUUUGUUCAAUUAAAACUGAGUACGUCUUGUGUUUACUGAAGACUGUCAAUUUUAAGGAGUUAACAAUAGCUAAACUUUACUCUUAAGGAAUGUGGUUUUAAAGGACCAGUUUUUUAAAAUUUUAUUGUUAUUCCUCAUUUUUAUUUAUUUUUUGGUACAUAGUUUCCCCCUUCCCUCUAAUUCCAUAACAUUGUUAUCAAUGUUUUCCCAUACUCUCAGGCCCAUGCAGUUGUGUUUAAAAGCAUUGUUGAUCAACAUUUAUGGGUAGUGACAUACCUGCCUGUUACUGUUGUACGUGCCUUAAGAGAGAACAGGUGUAGAGGAAAUUAAGUAAGGAUUUUCUUGGACUUGGUCAGAGACAAUCAAGUAGAUGACAUGCCAAUGUAAAAGUAAAAGCAAUUUCUGAGAAUGAAGGAGGUUUGUCAUAUAUACCAGCUUCCUCCUCUUAUGUAACUCUUAUGCAUUAAACCUACAUUGCAUUUUUAAGUUCCAUGUGUGUCAUAUUCUCAUUGAAAUAUAAUUGUUGACAUGUUCCCACUGAAAUUUGAAAAUUAUAUUCAUAAUGGACAUUGUAUAUUAAUGUAAUAUUGUAAACUGUAACAACUGUGACACUGUAUAAUUGUCAGUAUAUCAAGUCUCGUAUUAUUAAAGGUGACAUAUUUUUACUCGUAAAUAUAAAUUUAUACCAUAUCAAGUAAUCAUUGGUUUUAGAGGAUACAUAUCCAUGUUAUGAAUUUCAGAUGAUAUGUGUGAUAACAAGUUAUGUCCUAAGUUCAAGACAUUUUGUGAAGACAGGCAUUGAAGAGUAUAUACACAGUUCGAAUGUUCAGCCCUCGCAGGUGUAUAGGGAAUGGUUCUUAUUUUUGUAAGUGUACAUUUUGGGUACAGAUGUUAGACUGUUGUUGUUGGCCAUUAUGUCCCCCCCCCACAUACCACGCCCCUAUCCCCUCCAUCUCUUGAGACUAAGGAAGAGGCAUUCUGCCCAAUGCCUCGACAUGUCUCGGCACCAAGGUUGAUCAGUGACAUUUAUGUGUGCCAAACCCAUUUACAAGACCCACUUGCUUGAAAGCCAAGUCUUAAGGGGGGGAAAAACAAGUGAAGAUUGCACCACAUUCCAUCUAGAACACCUCCAUCUUUUGUAUGUAUUCAACAGGCUUUAUUUUGUUUUUAGUUUUUGAGCAUGUGUGUGUGCGUGCAAUAAUUUUUUUCCUCUGUUUCAUUAUUAUUAUUAUUGUAAUCAUACUCCAUUUUGUAUUAUUUAUUUUAUUUUAUAAUUUUUAAUUAAUUUUUUUGGUAACCAUAACCCUAAUAAGAUAUACUUUUUAUAAUUUUGUUAACAAUUUUUAUAUGAAGUUUUGUGCCAGCUUGUUUUGCAUACUUUGAUUCCACUAAAAAAAAAAGAAAAAAAAAAUGUUCAUCUGCUUCAAAGUUAUGCCAAGAAGUCUUACUCCUUAGCAUGAGCAAUAAAGCCAGUAUUUCA